Molecule: messenger RNA, 719 nt
Organism: Melitaea cinxia (Glanville fritillary)
Lineage: Eukaryota; Metazoa; Arthropoda; Insecta; Lepidoptera; Nymphalidae
Gene: Rab27
Product: ras-related protein Rab-27A-like
Exons: 5
Coding region: 15-656 (213 amino acids)
Biological process (GO): melanosome transport; positive regulation of exocytosis
Cellular component (GO): melanosome; secretory granule
Molecular function (GO): GTPase activity; GTP binding
Source: RefSeq, a predicted model, not a curated record
UUAUAAUAUAUUAAAUGACUAUCAAUAUGGACUACGAUUACCUUAUAAAACUUUUAUGUGUCGGCGAUUCCGGAGUUGGAAAGACAAGUUUUUUAUAUAAAUACACCGAUGGAGUAUUUCAUACACAAUUUAUUUCUACUGUUGGAAUUGACUUCAGAGAGAAGACAGUGAUAUAUCAGCAAAAUGCAAGACAACACCGUAUACAUUUACAACUGUGGGAUACUGCAGGCCAAGAAAGAUUUCGAAGCUUGACCACAGCUUUUUAUCGAGAUGCCAUGGGUUUUCUGCUUCUCUUUGAUUUGACCAAUGAAGCUUCAUUCCUUGAAGUAAGAAACUGGAUAGAACAAUUGAAGACACAUAGCCUCAAUGAUGAUCCAGACAUUGUGCUGUGUGGCCAUAAAUGCGACCUACAAGAAAAGCGUUUAGUGAAUCAAAAUCGUGCUAGAGAAUUUGCUAAAAACUACAACUUGCCGUAUCUUGAAACUAGUGCCAAAACUGGUCAGAACAUUGACCGAGCUAUUGAAAUACUACUUGAUAAAAUUAUGUACAGAAUGGAAACAUCCGUAGAAUACGCGAUGCUAUGUGCUUCAGGGCGGCGCCGUCAGUCCCUUCAAAGACUUCAAGCAAAGCAGGAUAAAAAAUUAUGCUCUUGCUAAGUUACUGUGAUUUUGAUACAUCCCAUUUAUAUUUAAAACAUGCUUAUAGUAUUUGAUCUGAAA